CUGGAAAGCAAACUGUGACCUGUGCGUGUGCGUGUGUGAGCAAUACUAUCGGUAAGGACUGGACUGUUGAUUUGAGAGCUAAACUAUUGGUAAGGACAGGACUACUUCAUGUGCCAGCAUGGUACCGGUAAGGACAGGUGUCACGUAGAGAGCCACCUAUACCUAGCUCUCUACUCCUUCCUCGUUAGCUAGUCAGUCAAUUCAACCUCUUCAUCCCAGCUUCCAUUGCUCCCACAGCAGAGCAAACCUCAGCCCCAUACGUAGCUCUCCCGAUCUACCUACGUAACAACAGGACUUUGCGUCAAGGUAAGGGGAAAAAAAGGGCGGCAGGCAGGAAAGGACCAAAGCUUCAAGACAACUGAGGGUCAGGGCUCGAAUUUGUGUGAAACGGAGCGGAACAGGGAACCGUCGACGGAAUCCAGACCUAGGGGUCCUAGCGGUGACUGCUUAUCGUACCUCACGGAACCUCGCUAGCGAGUUCUUGGGCCUUUGCGGUGUUCUCGUAGGGCAUCCUGUCUGAGACAUGGCGAUGGUAUGACGGGAAGUUUCACCUCCGCGAUGGGAAUCUGGACGGUACGGGCUGAGCUGUGCGGCAUGUCGGCAUAUCUGAGAGGCUUGACCAUCAACUUGCCGGGCUUGUGGCUGAUCCUGCCCUCGGAGGGCGAACGGACGACUUCGAAAUCAAUCAACCAUCGCGAUGCGAACGCCCUUGUAGUCACCAUACAGCUCCAUGAAGUCGAACUUCCACGCGGCGUGGUUCUUGGCCCUCUAGAUCUCGUCCGGCGCCAUGCCUUCCGUGUCGACCGUCAAGAACUCGAUCCAGGCCACGCCAACCACCAUGUUGUGAUGGAGGAGGGAGAAUCGAGGGCCGUCGUGGGGGAUUUGGCCCGCCGAUGCCCAUAUACCUUCCCCUCGUCCCGGACUGCAUUGGUAGUCGUGAUUGCUCUCCCCCCCUCUCUCUAGGUACCUUACUGGCAUUACAGCCACGAUGCGCCGCAGGGCUUGCCCGAGUACGAGCAGCUUGUCUCGUUAAUUGGCUUUUCGCACAGAAGCCCGGCGACGCGCAAUGGCGCUGACUCCGGCCAAGGUGCGCAUGCGGCACGGCACAGCUGAGGGGGAUCAAACAGCGCAUUGUCGACUUACGCACGGAGUCGCAUAUCUACAUCUG
This is a messenger RNA of Durotheca rogersii, 1168 nucleotides long. RefSeq lists its product as uncharacterized. The coding region runs from base 535 to 963 and encodes 142 amino acids. The transcript has 2 exons. The record is from RefSeq and is a predicted model, not a curated record. Lineage: Eukaryota; Fungi; Ascomycota; Sordariomycetes; Xylariales; Xylariaceae.